UUUAAGAUUUUUUUUUUUCCCACAAAAUACUUUUUUUUCAUCCCGCACACAACGAGCUCUUUAAGUCCCGGCGUGCGACACAGAGCCGGCAUUCAUUAAGGGGCACAGCGAACGAGGGGGCUGGGGAGAGCGCGAGAGCGUCACUUUGGCAACUUGGGAACACACCAUCUCUCGUGUUAAGCGGGCGACCUGCAUUUCUCCACAGAAGAAAAUAAUCUUUAAAAGUGCAACUAUACAGAAAAGAAGAAAGCAUACACAUUCACUGCAGGCUGCGAAAAAAGGGGUGAGACUGGAAGAAGAAAAAACGAAGACGUUAACACGAAUGGAAGUAACCCUGUCCGCGGAGAAAAUCAGGAACUCCAAAUAGAGACUAGAAAGACAAAACGGGGAGCGUAGAAAAACCCCCAAAGUAAGACGCGCGAAUUUUUGCGUGUUUUAUCUUUCUCUUAUUUGAUAAAGAACAAAAAAACCGUAUACGUACGUUCUACGUUCUACCAUCCACGACAUAUUUGUCGUAAGAAAUAGUCCCCCCAAUCAGGACGCAUUUACGUUGCCGUUUUCAUUCAGUUCCUCUUGUGAUACAGAAGAACAUGUCGGGAGAAGAUCAGAGUUUGUCAGAAGUGGAGAUGAGUCCUGGAGCCUCCGACGAUGCUCUCUCGCUGUCGCCUGGUCACUGCUCGGGAGCAAUGGGCGGGAGCGACUCACCUUUAGCCACGCCACAGCAUCAGAUUCCAGGUGUGGGCAGCGAGACAGGUGGAACCGCGGUUAAAUCGGACGAAGAAGAUGAUCGUUUUACGCUUGGCAUUCGUGAGGCCGUCAGCCAGGUGCUGAAUGGCUACGACUGGACUCUGGUGCCCAUGCCCGUGCGCGUCAACUCGGGAAGCAAGAGCAAGCCUCACGUUAAGAGGCCUAUGAAUGCUUUCAUGGUGUGGGCGCAGGCUGCGCGCCGGAAACUGGCCGACCAGUACCCUCAACUGCACAACGCGGAACUCAGCAAAACUUUGGGCAAACUGUGGAGACUCCUGAAUGAGAAUGACAAGAAGCCCUUCAUCGAGGAAGCAGAGAGGCUGCGCAAACAGCACAAGAAGGACUACCCCGAGUACAAGUACCAGCCGCGCCGCCGCAAGAACGGGAAGCUGGCCUCCGGCUCCGAGGCCGACGCCCACUCUGAAGGUGAGGGCAGCCACAGCCAAUCACAAUACAAGAGCCUUCACCUGGAGCACGCCCACUCCGGGGGAGCAGGUUCUGCAUUGGCCGAUGGGCAUCAGCCUCAUUCAGCAGGUCAAAGCCACAGCCCCCCAACACCCCCCACCACUCCGAAGACAGAGCUGCACUCUGGGAAAUCGGGAGAAGGGAAGCGGGAAGGUGGCGGAGGAGGCGGGGCCCGGGGCGGGCUGGGCUCCGUGGGGGAGGGGGCAUCUGGAUCGGGCGCGGGGAAACCGCACAUCGACUUCGGCAACAUGGACAUCGGCGAGAUCAGCCACGAGGUGAUAGCCAACAUGGAGCCCUUCGACGUGAACGAGUUCGACCAGUACCUGCCUCCCAACGGGCACCCGGGCAUGGGGCAGGGCGGGGCAGGGGGCGGCGGGGCGGGGUCCUCGGCCACGCCCUACGCCUACGCCCUGGCCGCGGCCAGCGGACACUCAGCGGCCUGGCUCUCCAAGCAGCACCAGCAGCAGCACUCCUCCCUCAGCCCGGACUCCUCCAAGGCCCAGGUCAAGAGCGAGGCCUCCUCGGGGGGCCACUUCGCCGAGGCGGCCCCGGGGGGGUCCCACGUCACCUACACCCCGCUCGGCCUCCCCCACUACGGCUCGGCCUUCCCCGCGCUGGCCUCCCGGGCCCAGUUUGAGUACGGGGACCACCAGACCCCCGCGUCCUACUACGCCCACUCCGGCUCCCCCUCGGGCCUCUACUCGGCCUUCUCCUACAUGGGCCCGUCCCAGAGGCCCCUCUACACCGCCAUCAGCGACCCGGGCAGCGUGCCCCCGUCACACAGCCCGCCGCACUGGGAGCAGCCCGUCUACACCACCCUGUCCCGACCGUGAGGGGGGCGGGAGAGCGGGGCCACAAUUUAGAGACGCAGAGGGGGGAGCGCUGCAGUGGGACGGAUAUGGAAGGACUGCUUCCGGUCAGUUUCGAGCUCAGCUCAGAGGGACACUGGAGGGACCAUCACUGCUGAAA
Anguilla rostrata (American eel) is the source of this 2181-nucleotide messenger RNA. RefSeq names its product transcription factor Sox-10-like. Gene Ontology annotation, molecular function: DNA-binding transcription factor activity, RNA polymerase II-specific; RNA polymerase II cis-regulatory region sequence-specific DNA binding. Lineage: Eukaryota; Metazoa; Chordata; Actinopteri; Anguilliformes; Anguillidae. Gene Ontology annotation, biological process: peripheral nervous system development; morphogenesis of an epithelium; negative regulation of transcription by RNA polymerase II. The transcript has 4 exons. Gene Ontology annotation, cellular component: nucleus. The coding region runs from base 591 to 2045 and encodes 484 amino acids. The record is from RefSeq and is a predicted model, not a curated record.